This is a messenger RNA of Verticillium nonalfalfae, 1074 nucleotides long. RefSeq lists its product as uncharacterized. The transcript is spliced from 3 exons. Gene Ontology annotation, molecular function: protein binding; RNA binding. Lineage: Eukaryota; Fungi; Ascomycota; Sordariomycetes; Glomerellales; Plectosphaerellaceae. Gene Ontology annotation, biological process: spliceosomal snRNP assembly. The record is from RefSeq and is a predicted model, not a curated record. Bases 1 to 1074 code for a protein of 357 amino acids. Gene Ontology annotation, cellular component: SMN complex.
AUGUCGACCGACACAGUCGCUGCGCGGACCUACGUCCCCCUCACGUGCCACGGCCACUCACGCCCCGUCCCGCACAUCUGCUUCUCGCCGCUCGAGAAGGACGGCCAGUAUUUCAUGAUCUCUGCUUGCAAGGAUGGUAAUCCCAUGCUUCGCGAUGGUCUCACCGGCGACUGGAUUGGCACCUUUAUCGGUCACAAGGGUGCUGUCUGGCAGGCCAGGCUGAGCCCCGACCUUAGCAACUCGGCCACUGCCUCGGCCGACUUCACUGCCAAGAUCUGGGACACCCACACCGGCGAGAUUCUACUUACUAUUCAGCAUGAUCAUAUCGUCCGCGCCGUCGCCUAUCCCCCCGACAACUCGGAUCUCAUUGCCACCGGUGGCCAUGAGAAGAAGCUGCGCCUGUUCGACCUUUCUGAGCAUGGACUGUCUCACAACACAUCGAGCCCUGCCUCCGAGCCAAAGACGAUUGCCGCCUCCACUGGCCACGAAAUUGGCGAGGGCAUUCACAAGGAGUCGAUCAAGAUUAUUGUUUGGACACAGAACCCCAGCAUUAUUGUCACCGCCUCAGGCAAGACGCUGCGUUGGUUUGAUCUGCCAAGCCGGCAGCUUAUCAAGGAGGAGGUUCUCGACGGCGAGAUCAAGUCAUGCGAGCUUGUUUCGCUAGCUCCUGAGUACACAUCACUCACGGACAUCGGUGGUGGCCUGCCUGUGCUGGCCGUCUCUGCUGGUCGCUGGAUCUACUUCUGGAGUGGACCUGAUGCCACGCAGGAGCUGAAGCGUCUCGAUAUGAAGCACACAGUUGCCAGCGUCGGACUUGACCUCAAGGGUCGCAAGUUUGUCGUUGGUGAGGAGCCUGGCACCUGGGGAAAGGUCUGCCGCUGGGAUGAUGGAAGUGACAUUGAAACGCACAAGGGACACCACGGUCCCAUUUGGUCGAUCGCUUUCUCGCCAGACAACAAACUGUACGCUACGGGAUCAGAGGACGGUACUAUCAAAAUGUGGAAGAACUGCGACGGACCUUAUGGCCUCUGGCGUGUGGACAAGGUCGAUCAGCCUGAGAAGCCUGCUGCUUAG